This is a messenger RNA of Thalassophryne amazonica, 2636 nucleotides long. RefSeq names its product chondroitin sulfate synthase 3-like. The record is from RefSeq and is a predicted model, not a curated record. The coding region runs from base 226 to 2634 and encodes 802 amino acids. Gene Ontology annotation, cellular component: Golgi cisterna membrane. NCBI's taxonomy places the organism in Eukaryota, Metazoa, Chordata, Actinopteri, Batrachoidiformes, Batrachoididae. Gene Ontology annotation, molecular function: glucuronosyl-N-acetylgalactosaminyl-proteoglycan 4-beta-N-acetylgalactosaminyltransferase activity. The transcript is spliced from 3 exons.
AAGAGGCAUGAAAACACGGAUUCGUUUGACAAACCGUCAGAAGAGUCAUCUAGAACACCGGAGCAUGAUUAGCGUUGAUCUCUGAAGUGUUUUUGUCGCUGUGGGAUGCGGACUCGAGUUAGACGGACUGUGAGGGGGCAGCUAGAGGAGCCUGAUCUCGGACUUGCGUGUCCAGAGACGCUGGAUCCACGUCAGCACUCUUGGUUUUCCUCUUCUUAAGGACUCAUGGCUCUCCGCUCGCGCAGCGCGUGCAGCAGCCUGAUGCUCGGCGUGCUCCUCGGGUUCAGCGCGUGCUCGUGGCUCAUCCUGCCUCACGUGCUGGAAAGCGAGAAGUGCGCCGGUAAAACUCCCGCCACGCUGUCACACCGGGGCCCGCCGGCACACCGGGGCCCGCCGGCACACCGGGGCCCGCCGGCACACCGGGGCCCGCCGCCGCGGCAGGAGGAGGAGCAGAUCUCGCUGGGCUCCGGUAGCGGCGGCGGGACUCGACCCAAACACUUCCUCUACGUGGGCGUCAUGACCGCCAAAAAGUACCUGGCUUCCCGCGCCGCCGCCGCGCACGCCACGUGGGCGCGCUCCAUCCCCGGGAAGGUGGAGUUCUUCUCCAGCGCCGGGUCCGACUCGGUCCGGGGGCCGGUCCCGGUGGUGUCACUGUCCGCCGUGGACGAUUCCUACCCGCCGCAGAAAAAGUCCUUCAUGAUGCUCAAGUACAUCCACGACCACUACCUGGACCGGUACGAGUGGUUCAUGCGGGCCGACGAUGACGUCUACAUAAGAGGUGAGAAGCUGGAGUUGUUCCUUCGCUCUCUUAACAGCAGUAAGCCGCUGUACCUUGGCCAGACAGGCCUGGGCAUGGCUGAGGAAUUAGGCAGGCUGGCCCUUGAGCUUGGAGAAAACUUUUGUAUGGGAGGCCCCGGGAUGAUCUUCAGCAGAGAAGUUCUCCGGAGGAUGGUACCUCACAUCAGCACCUGUCUGAGGGAGAUGUACACCACCCACGAGGAUGUGGAAGUGGGCCGCUGUGUGCGCCGCUUCGGAGGGACGCAGUGUGUCUGGUCCUACGAGAUGCAGCAGCUUUUCUAUGAGAACUAUGAACACAACAAGAAAGGUUUCAUUGAAGAACUUCACAGCAGCAAAGUCCAUAAUGCCAUCACUCUACACCCCAACAAAAAACCAGCCUACCAGUACCGGCUCCACAGUUUCAUGCUGAGCCAUGAGAUCUCAAGGCUCCGUCACCACAGCAUCCUGCUCCACCGAGAAGGUCUGAUCAUGAGUCACCUUAGUGACACGGAAGUGCUAUGGGAGGAUCGGCAACUCGGGAUACCACCUUCGUACAUGCGCUACAAGCCCAGUGAGAGGAACGAUGUCAUUGAGUGGGAUUUCCUAACUGCCCGACAUCUUUAUUCUUCUGUUGAGAACAAGAUGGUACGCCAAAGUCUUGGAGGUUCAAUUCGAGCUGCACUGGAAGACAUUAUACUCCAGGUCAUGGAGAUGAUUAACGAAAGUUCUAAGGCACGUGGCCGUGUAAUUGAUUUUAAAGAGAUACAAUACGGCUACCACAGGGUAGAUCCCGUGCAUGGAGCAGAAUACAUACUGGACUUGCUGCUUCUGUACAAGAAACACAAGGGGCGCAAAAUAACGGUGCCUGUGAGGCGUCAUGCUUACCUGCAGCAGUCCUUCAGCCGACCCUACUUCACUGAAACGAAUGAAUUAGAUGUAGAUGAACUUGUGGCUGCCAUCAACUCAGAGUCCCAGUCCCUGUCCUUCUUAUCAAACUCUCUGAAGUUCUUUUCACCUUUCCAGUUCUAUCAAUCAGCUAGGGAAAUGUGGGAUCAAAGCCAGAGGAAGGUCAACAUCCUUGUCCCUCUGUCUGGUCGUUAUGGCACCUUUGUCCGCUUCAUGGAGAAUUUUGAGAAAGUGUGUUUGAUACCCAAACAAAAUGUGAAGUUGUCCAUCGUUCUGGUGGACACUGAGAACAAUCAGGACCGAGAUAAACAUGUUAAAUUAAUCAAAGGCUACUACAGGAAGUAUCCCAAAGCUGACCUGUCUGUAAUCCCCAUGGCAGGCAACUUUUCACGAGGACUGGCACUAGAGCUGGGCUCCUCACAACUUGAUAAUGACACACUGCUCUUCUUCUGUGAUGUUGAUCUUAUUUUCAGUGGAGAAGCCUUGCAGCGCUGCAGAGACAAUACCAUCCAAGGGAGACAGGUCUAUUUCCCUAUUGUCUUUAGUGAGUACAACCCCAAGAUAGUGUACGCUGAGAACAUCUUGAGAGAAAACAAAUUUGUGUUGACCAAGAAAAGUGGGUUCUGGCGGGACUAUGGAUUUGGAAUUGUUUGUAUUUUUAAGAGUGAUUUGCAAAAAUCUGGUGGCUUUGACACCUCAAUCUUAGGCUGGGGAUUGGAAGAUGUAGACUUGUUCACGAAAGUGAUUAAUUCUGGGUUAAAUGUGUUACGCAGUCAAGAACCAGGAAUAGUCCACAUUUAUCAUCCUGUUCACUGUAAUUCUACCCUUGAUCAGAAGCAACACAAAAUGUGUGUUGGGUCACGGGCAAGUACAUAUGCGUCGACAAUGCAGUUAGCCGAGCUGUGGCUGGAGAAACACAUAGAAGUCGGCUAUAACAGAACAACAUCUUGAUA